UUUACUUUUACACAAUUCCUCCCAAUUGACAUUUUUUUCUGGAACAGAUAAAGGCCGGUCCUAGCUGGAUAUCACUCACUCACUUACUAACCCACUCACUCACAACCAACACCAACACCAUCACCCAUAAAGGGAGGAACAAACCGCCAAUAUGCCAGUCAAACCCAUCACCACCCCCCUCGGCCACUCCCUCCCUCCUCAUACUCCGCACGCCCUCACUGUCCACCUCCCCGGGUGGGACACCUUCAUCCGGCUCCGCGAUGGCGACCAGGAAAUAGGCAAGCAGCUUAGGAGCAUGUAUCCGCGGUUUUCACCCCUUUCGUGUGUGAAGGAGCUCGGCAUCAAACUCCUCACCCACCUCUCUUUUGCGUAUCCAGAAUCAGACUCAGGCAUCUCCCCCACCACCCACGGCUGUCUCCCAUUCACUUCCCCCGACGCUUUUGCACUCGCCGCAGCGCACUGUAUUUCUCAUCAUCGACCUGCUGAACAUCGGUAUAGCGAAAGUGAACUUUCGAAAGUGGAGUUUCGGGUUGUUGAAUUUCGGGGGGUCCGUCUCGUUCCUGACUCUGAUUCUGACUCUGACUCUGACGCCGAUGCGACUGCUCCUGCACUUACUCCUGCGACGGAAAAGGAAAAAGUCAGGCUGUACCUGGUCAUCUACCCGCUCCCCAAAGCAAAAGGGAUCAUGGGCAUCUGGACCAAUCCCGGUAUAGGCAUUUCUACUCGUCUCGCUGAAAUUCUGCUUCCGCUCGUGCCGUCCUCCGAUGGUUCUUUGCCCGAGGCCGAAGCCGAGACGAAGCAGGAGACGAAGCAGGAGCAGGAGCAGGAGCAGAAGCAGAAGCAGGUCAAGGUGUUGGACUGGAAAGCCAAGGGGUCAGAUUUCAUCAUUUCCGGUGGUACUCCCAUCAAGGAAGACAUACCCGAACCAACGUACCUCCCCGAAAGCGACGCGCACGAAAAACUACGGGAACGAAUCGUCGCGCUCUGUCAGCGUAUUCCCCGCGACAUCGAACUUGCCUCCCGGUUAACGACUAAAGACGUGUUCUUGUACACUACAGGUAUGGCGGCUGUGUUUCGUCUGCAGGAGGCCUUCUUCAAAUCUGGUAGGAGAGGACCGGUGGUGGCGCUGGGAGCGGUGUUUCAUUCUACGUUUCACUUGUUUGAGGAACUGGAGGGGACUACUACCACCAAUGGUGAAGAACAGGUGGAAGGGUUCAAGCACUUUGGGGAGUGUGAGGAUUCGGAAAAGGUGAUGGAUCAAUUGGAGGAAUAUGCAAAGGGAUUGAAGGAAAAGGGGAGGACGGUAGGAUACUUGUUUGUGGAGUUUCCUAGUAAUCCGCUUUUGGUGAGCGUGGAUUUGGGGAGGUUGAGGAAGAUCGCUGAUGAGUACGACUUCCCGGUUGUUGUGGACGACACGGUCGGGUCGUUUUGCAAUCUCGAUGUGUUGCCGGUGGCGGACGUGGUGGUUUCGUCUUUGACGAAGACGUUUAGUGGGUUUGCCGAUGUCAUGGCCGGCUCAGUCCUCCUCUCCCCCUCCUCGCGCUACUUCCCCCUCCUCUCCUCCACCCUCACCACCACGCACCACAACGCCCUCUCCCCAUCCGACGCCGCCCACCUCCUAUCCAACUCCUCCUCCUACCUCGCCCGCUCCAACACGCACAACCUCAACGCCCAAAAGCUCGCCUCUUUCCUGCACACUUAUUCCACCACCCACCAAUCCCCCCGCGUCAUCUCCCGCGUUCUCUACCCCUCUAUUCCCUCCACCACAUCCUCCACCCCGGGCACCGCUUACUACGAGCAAUACAUGCGCUCCAGUACUGCCCCCGCGCCCACUGGCCCGCCCUACGACGAGAUGGAGGGCAACGACUCCUUCACGCCCGGCUUCGGCUGUCUGCUGUCCAUCAAUUUCUCCUCAAAGAAAGUGGCAAAGGCGUUUUACGACCAUUUGCAUGUCCACCAAGGUCCCCAUCUCGGCGCACAUCUGUCAAUUACCUUGCCUUUCAACGACUUGCUGUGGGGUGCAGAGGAGAGAGAGAGAAAGUAUCAUGCGGGGUAUGGAGCGGUGCCGGAGCAGGUCAGGGUGAGUGUUGGGUUGGAGGAGUGGGAGGACUUGAAAGAGGUGUUUGAGGAGGCUUUGAAGUAUGCUGAGGAGGAAGCUGUGAAGGAGGCUGCCUGCUGAGGAGGAAGGAUUGAUGGGCUUGUAGUGUGUGUGUUUAGGUAGUGAUUCCCCCUCGUUGUAUUGACUACUAGGUAUGAUGAAGAUGUAC
This is a messenger RNA of Neurospora crassa OR74A, 2267 nucleotides long. RefSeq lists its product as hypothetical. NCBI's taxonomy places the organism in Eukaryota, Fungi, Ascomycota, Sordariomycetes, Sordariales, Sordariaceae. The record is from RefSeq and is a predicted model, not a curated record. Gene Ontology annotation, molecular function: cystathionine gamma-synthase activity; pyridoxal phosphate binding. Bases 152 to 2179 code for a protein of 675 amino acids. The transcript is spliced from 3 exons. Gene Ontology annotation, biological process: transsulfuration.